GCCACAAUGCACUUGAGAAAACAAUACGUUACGUGUCAAGACAAUUUUUUCCGAGUCAAGUCUUCAGUUCGAACUCAGACAACACGCGCGCAAGCUGUGCCCACAACAACAGUCCUGACGACAUGGCGGAAAUCGCGAAUGAAGCUCUGCUCCAAGCUGCUGACAAAGGCUGCCUUCAGGGCGUCAUGGUAGCUUUGCAAGCAGGUGCAGACAUUGACUACACUCAGGGCGGCAAGGAAAUCACCGGCAAUGCAACAGCUCUGUUCAUCGCUUGCUUCAUGGGGCAUGUCGAUGUAGCGAGGCUGCUGAUCCGCAAGGGGGCGUCUUUAACGAAGAGGUCCAUUGGGACAUCAGCUCCUCCCCUUCUCAUAGCAGCGUCCAGAGGGCAUAUAAAAGUAGUGGACUUGCUGGUACAUCACGGUGCAACGUUAGACAUACGGGACGGUUUCCAGAGGACCCCACUCAUGAUGGCCUGUGCUUUCAAACGAGUGGACGUAGUUCGGCGACUGAUCGAGCUCGGAGCAAGAGUUGAUUUGACCGACGUCAAUUGCUUGGCGGCCCAAGAGUACUGCGAGAUGGACGUAGUCGGAGGCGUCUGCGCACCCAGAGAACUGAUGGAACUGAUACAAGAGGCACUGCAGACCGGGCUGUUGAAAUGCUGCAACCCUACGUGCGGCAAACGGGGCCACAGAUCAACCUUGAAGCUGUGUGCUCAGUGCAAGCUGACCCGGUACUGCAGCCGAGACUGUCAGAGACAACACUGGUCUGUCGGACACAAGAAGUGCUGUGGAUAUGACGCGUACUCUGACUAUGGAAACCCCUUACAAAAAUUCGCCAAGUUGAAGACUCAAAUGUUGCAACAUAUGAAAAUAUAGCUUAGGACAAGUGUAACUUAAGCGUAAAUACAGACUUUUUGCAUAUUCAACCUUGCUAUGAAAUGCCCAAACAUCGCUGAAAUAUCGGUAACAGAUAACACGCUACCUUGAAUUUUUUUUCAUCAAACAACAAUGAAUGCUGUUUAGGAGAAUCGUAGCCUGGUUUACCAAACCUAUUAUAGCUCCCGAGUCCUACAUCCUCUCCGCAAAUAUUGGAUGUAGGACUCGGGAGCUAUAAUAGGUUUGGUAACCAGGCUAGGAGAAUCGUGCUUGGACACGGUUUGAAAGGAACGUGUGACACCUGGACCAGAAUGCGAUUUACCCGACUGAUCGCGGUUCAAGCGUUUCCUUGUGAACUCUCGGGAACGUAAAGGGGCGCCCUCCAGCGGCCGUUCUACUAAGUGUAGGAUUAAACCCAGGGAAUGGUCCCCGUGUUCUGUGUUUUUGCUUCAUUUCAGUGCAAUAAGUUCACUCAAAAUAAUAACGAGAAUAUAGAGGACAAUGUUCACUGGUACUCACCACCUAAAACGGACGUAGCGGGUCUUCCAAGGCGAAUUUUAACCGCCGAGUUCUUCCCCGUCCAAACACACUCGCCCAUGAUCUUCCAAAGGCGUGGUCCUACCACCUGAUAAUGAAUCAUCAGGAUUUGCAUUUUUCUUAAUUAUUAUAAUUACGUAAAUAAUUAGAUUAGACGUAACGCAAUGUAAAAUCACCAUACCGUGAGGAAAAAUGACCCUGAUUUUGUUAUAAUUUGCGUUACAACUUAUUGUUCUUUUACUUUUAUCAUUAAGAGGUAUUUCUUUCAUCUCAUUAAAGCAAAGUAUGUGAAA
Branchiostoma belcheri (Belcher's lancelet) is the source of this 1705-nucleotide messenger RNA. Its product is annotated as tankyrase-2-like. NCBI's taxonomy places the organism in Eukaryota, Metazoa, Chordata, Leptocardii, Amphioxiformes, Branchiostomatidae. The record is from RefSeq and is a predicted model, not a curated record. The transcript is spliced from 5 exons. The coding region runs from base 123 to 875 and encodes 250 amino acids. Gene Ontology annotation, molecular function: protein binding.